ACAGCUAAAGGAAUUAACAAUCUAUUUAUAACAUCAGCCUGCUCUGUCCUUUUUGGGGUUAUUGAAAUGAUCAUCUCGUUCUGCAAGACACGUCAGAUAAUAUGCUUGCAACAUCACACUGUUGAGUAUACUAUACCACGGACAUCACACAGAAUAUGUUACCGUCGAACUCCGGUCCUCUUUAGAAGCAGACAGCAGGAUGAAUUCAAUACGCAGACUCAGCUCCUUUAUCAAAAUGAAUAAAAUGCCGUAUGAUAAAUUCACUUUCCACUUUCAAAACUUGCAACGAGCCCCACGCAGAAGAGAGACGUGGCUGUGCCAGAUUCUGAGAAUGAAAGAGGGGGAGCCAACUUUACAGGUGUUCAAAAACAAAGGGUCCAAACACGCAGAACACAUCUGCUUGCGGGCAAACGAAGCUGCGAUUCGAGGCGCUGAUCGAUAUGAAAUAACCUGGUACAUCAGCUGGAGCCCCUGCGAUGAAUGCGCACCUCAAAUAAUUGAAUUUGUGAAGAAGCACCCCAAUGGGAGGCUGAAUAUCUUUGCCUCCCGGCUGUAUUACUGUGAAGAACCUGACAAUCUGAAAUCAAAAACACCUGAAGAACAAACUGAAAUUAAACAAAAAAUUCAACGUUGCAGAGAGGGCUUAGGCAAUCUUGAAGGACAUGGCAAAAUUUGCUUAAAAGUGAUGACCUUAAAAGAGAUUCAGGACUGUUUUCAUCGCUUUGUUGAAUUUAAACCCUGGGGAAAGCUUGAAGAAGAUUCACAUCUCUAUGCUGAGAAACUGAAAGAGAUAACUAAAGAAGAAAGAAAAAAGAAAAUAGAGAAAGACAAGGCUUCCGUUAAGAAAGACAAGGCUUCCACUGAGAAAGACAAGCAGACUUCCACUGAGAAAGAGCAGCGGAACCGACAGCGCGGGACACGGGUGUGAUCCAGACAAGCAGCAAUCUUUAUCUUCACUUACUUUGAAUCUGGUGAAGUCCAUUUGUAACCACAGGUAUUAGGGACCCCACAGCCUGACACCCCCACACUGUAGAUUCACUCUCCCUGUGCAGGAGGGAUUAGUCGCCCCACAGCCUGACUCCCCCACACUGUAGAUUCACUCUCCCUGUGCAGUAGGGAUUAGUCGCCCCACAUCCUGACAGUAAAUGAUCUUGACAUCUGUCUUGCUAAUGACCUCAAACAGAAGAUUUUUUUUAUAUUAGUAUUAUAAAUGAUUGUACAAUUAUCUAUAAACUGUAUAUAGUGAUACUGACCUGUUCUUCCUUUUAUUUACAUUAUAUUCCAGUGAAGAAAAAAUGCUCCUGUUUGAAAAAAUUAUGUUGCCUUGGUUAACAAGUCCUCCCCUGAAGAGGUAAAACGCAACGCUGGGAAACUGCUGGGUGUCUCAAUCAAUUUUUCUAUGUUCUUUGACGUACGCCGUGCCUUCCUUUGAGAACGAUGUGGUCAUCACUUUCAGUCUUUGAUCCAUUCACAUUUAAAUGAACGUGUGAAACCCUCUCACUCACAUUGUACAUUGAUUUGGGGCUGCUGCCUCAGUGCAGUAUAUUCAUGCUGCCCUCUCUAAUCAAACAUUCUUGAAGGACAUUCAAUCUCCAAUGUUUCAAUUUUUAUUCCUCCCAAUUUGCAGUUGUCAAUACCUGGUAUGGGAAGUAAAAAAAAAAACAACAACAAUUUACAGCUAUGGCUAAAAGUUUUGCAUCACCUAGAAUUUUGGGAUUAAGACCAUUUAAAACAAACAAACAAAAAGAAACAAAUAAACUACAAAAUGAUAUCGCAAAAGUCAUAACAGUAGUACAGCAGUAUUUCAUGUUAGAUUUUGAAAAUGUCACUUUCUGUUAGGUUCAUGGAAAACUGCAAAGCGGUGUGUAAUUCAAUAUGUUAACAAGGGAACAUUAUUCAGCAGCUUUCAUUGGACUCUAUGAAGCUGAGGGAGUUCAUUCUAUAUAGAGGGUGUGUAAUUCAAUAUGUUAACAAGGGAACAUUAUUCAGCAGCUUUCAUUGGACUCUAUGAAGCUGAGGGAGUUCAUUCUAUAUAGAGGGUGUGUAAUUCAAUAUGUUAACAAGGGAACAUUAUUCAGCAGCUUUCAUUGGACUCUAUGAAGCUGAGGGAGUUCAUUCUAUAUAGAGGGGGUGGAAUUCAAUAUGUUAACAAGGGAACAUUAUUCAGCAGGUUUCAUUGGACUCUAUGAAGCUGAGGGAGUUCAGUCUAUAUAGAGGGGGUGGAAUUCAAUAUGUUAACAAGGGAACAUUAUUCAGCAGCUUUCAUUGGACUCUAUGAAGCUGAGGGAGUUCAUUCUAUAUAGAGGGGUUGGAAUUCAAUAUGUUAACAAGGGAACAUUAUUCAGCAGCUUUCAUUGGACUCCAUGAAGCUGAGGGAGUUCAUUCUAUAUAGAGGGUGUGGAAUUCAAUAUGUUAACAAGGGAACAUUAUUCAGCAGCUUUCAUUGGACUCUAUGAAGCUGAGGGAGUUCAUUCUAUAUAGAGGGGGUGGAAUUCAAUAUGUUAACAAGGGAACAUUAUUCAGCAGCUUUCAUUGGACUCUAUGAAGCUGAGGGAGUUCAUUCUAUAUAGAGGGGGUGGAAUUCAAUAUGUUAACAAGGGAACAUUAUUCAGCAGCUUUCAUUGGACUCUAUGAAGCUGAGGGAGUUCAUUCAAUAUGUUAACAAGGGAACAUUAUUCAGCAGCUUUCAUUUGACUCUAUGAAGCUGAGGUUCAUUCUAUAUAGAGGGUGUGGAAUUCAAUAUGUUAACAAGGGAACAUUAUUCAGCAGCUUUCAUUGGACUCUAUGAAGCUGAGGUUCAUUCUAUAUAGAGGGUGUGGAAUUCAAUAUGUUAACAAGGGAACAUUAUUCAGCAGCUUUCAUUGGACUCUAUGAAGCUGAGGGAGUUCAUUCUAUAUAGAGGGGAUGUGGAAUUCAAUAUGUUAACAAGGGAACAUUAUUCAGCAGCUUUCAUUGGACUCUAUGAAGCUGAGGGAGUUCAUUCUAUAUAGAGGGGGUGGAAUUCAAUAUGUUAACAAGGGAACAUUAUUCAGCAGCUUUCAUUGGACUCUAUGAAGCUGAGGGAGUUCAUUCUAUAUAGAGGGUGUGGAAUUCAAUAUGUUAACAAGGGAACAUUAUUCAGCAGCUUUCAUUGGACUCUAUGAAGCUGAGGGAGUUCAUUCUAUAUAGAGGGUGUGGAAUUCAAUAUGUUAACAAGGGAACAUUAUUCAGCAGCUUUCAUUGGACUCUAUGAAGCUGAGGGAGUUCAUUCUAUAUAGAGGGGGUGGAAUUCAAUAUGUUAACAAGGGAACAUUAUUCAGCAGCUUUCAUUGGACUCUAUGAAGCUGAGGGAGUUCAUUCAAUAUGUUAACAAGGGAACAUUAUUCAGCAGCUUUCAUUGGACUCUAUGAAGCUGAGGGAGUUCAUUCUAUAUAGAGGGGGUGGAAUUCAAUAUGUUAACAAGGGAACAUUAUUCAGCAGCUUUCAUUGGACUCUAUGA
Molecule: messenger RNA, 3478 nt
Organism: Acipenser ruthenus (sterlet)
Lineage: Eukaryota; Metazoa; Chordata; Actinopteri; Acipenseriformes; Acipenseridae
Product: single-stranded DNA cytosine deaminase-like
Exons: 4
Coding region: 200-928 (242 amino acids)
Biological process (GO): cytidine to uridine editing
Cellular component (GO): nucleus; cytoplasm
Molecular function (GO): RNA binding; cytidine deaminase activity
Source: RefSeq, a predicted model, not a curated record